Messenger RNA from Rosa chinensis, 1111 nucleotides. RefSeq lists its product as uncharacterized. Bases 254 to 898 code for a protein of 214 amino acids. The record is from RefSeq and is a predicted model, not a curated record. The transcript has 4 exons. Lineage: Eukaryota; Viridiplantae; Streptophyta; Magnoliopsida; Rosales; Rosaceae.
GCAGCUAAAAACAACAUUAACCUGCAAAUCUGAUAUAUCGACCUUUUCAACCUAGAUUUCUCUUUUUCUUUACAUUAUCUUUUUUCUUUUCUUUUUUUUUUAAUAAAAAAAUAAACCUUUGGAAUUUCACAAAGUUUGAGACUUGGAGCUAAUUUGAUUAACCUUGAGAGGAGCAGGUAUGAAACACAAGACAGAGGCUUUAUCAGAUCAAUAGCAAAUAGCAUCCUAAGAUUUUCCAUAGAUUUGAUAAUCUAUGGCCACUUCGGUGAAGGUCAAGACAGGAGGAACCCAAGAUGGUUCUUCAAAGGGAAAGAUUGGAUUUUCUGUCACUAAAAACAAGAUUGGGAGCUCAUCAACCAAGCCUGGAGCUGAUUCCAAGCAGAAAUCUGUUCAAACUGUCACAAAAACUGAGGUGAAAUCAAAACAAAGUUCCGGUUCAGGGUCUGCAAAAUUGACCACAAAGAAGACGACGACGACGAGAGUGAAGAAAGUGUUCAGUUUGGCUGGACAGAAAUUUGAUCCUCCUGAAGAGAGAGAACCUUUGAGGAUUUUCUACGAGUCAUUGUCACAACAGAUACCAAGUAGUGAAAUGGCAGAAUUCUGGAUGAUGGAGCAUGGCUUAUUGUCCCCUGAAAGAUCCAGAAGAGCUUUUGAGAAGAAGCAGAGAAAGCAAAAGCAAAUCCGGUCGGGAAUUCCUAUCAAGUCUCCUCCAGUUAAGUCUCCCCCACUUAGGUCUCCUCCGCCAAAACCAGUUUCAAAAGCACCAAGCAAACCAGAGAGUUCACAGAGGCAACAGCUGGCAUCUAAGAAUGGUGAUGUAAAAGCUAAGAAGAGAGUUGUUGAUCAGAGUGACGAUGACGACGACUUAAUUUUAAGUCCGAAGAGAAGGAGAGGGUAAGUAAAAAGUAAAAGAAUCCCUCAUCCUCUGUAUCAGUGUUCUUUUAGAAAUUGCUUAGUUAUUUUUCUUCAUCUUCAACUCCAAAAAACGAUCGGAGAUGUUAGAUAGAUUAAUAAACAAUCUGAUAGAAAAGACAUUCUUUAUAUUGUAAUUGUGUAACUUAUGGAAACAAUAAGCAAAGACUUUCAAUUAAUUUAUGUUUCAUUUCCUCAA